Ceratotherium simum simum (southern white rhinoceros) is the source of this 702-nucleotide messenger RNA. RefSeq lists its product as uncharacterized. Lineage: Eukaryota; Metazoa; Chordata; Mammalia; Perissodactyla; Rhinocerotidae. The record is from RefSeq and is a predicted model, not a curated record.
UUUCCUUGAGGCAGGGCUUAUUUAUCGUAUAAAAAGCCAGCUCGCAGUUGACUUUACACCAGACAGGAGUGACCAGACAACCCAUUCUUCUCUGUGUACCAGUCCAGCCUCCUUUGAAGCAUGAGUUCUCAGCAGCAGAAGCAGCCCUGCACCCCACCCCCCCCGCUUCAGCAGCAUCAGGUGAAACAGCCCUGCCAGCCUCCACCCCAGGAACCAUGUGCACCCAAAACCAAGGAGCCGUGCCACCCCAAGGUGCCGGAGCCCUGCCACCCCAAGGUGCCGGAGCCAUGCCACCCCAAGGUUCCGGAGCCAUGCCACCCCAAAGUUCCAGAGCCAUGUCCCUCAAAGGUCAUUCCAGAGCCAGCUCAGCAGAAGACCAAACAGAAGUAAUGUGGUCCACAACCAAACCCUUGAGGAGCCGUCCACAGGAUGCUGAAUCCCCUCUCCCACUCUGCUCACGCAUCCUGCUUACAGUUAGCAUGCUGUCAGCCUUAGUCAUAACCCCUCCCUCUAAAUGGCUAUGCACCCUCUAAAAAGACGUCUCUCACACUCACUCUGGAUGGCUGCUGAGCCUCUGAAUGAGGCUGAAAGUCUCACUGGCUGAGCUAGUUUUCUAGCUGCUCAGGGAUCAUUGAAGAGGGAUUUUGGGGGGAUCAAGUGAAUCUUCCCUGCUCUAUCCCCAUUAAAUCACUUUUAACUCCA